GAGAUCGAGGAGGCAAAAGGAACCAGCCAGUGUUUUCAAUCUGGUUUCCAAUGCAAUGUAAUGGCAAACAAAUAGAGCCCCGUUGCCAGGCUGGUUCUUAUAUAGCUGGCCCCGUAUAUCGCAAAAUGAGGUGCAUCUCUACGCGGUUCCGUAUCUUCCCUCUCACACACUCACACUGCCAUAUUCACGCUCUCUCCUCAUCAAACUUCUCCCCCCUUUCCCGGAGCUGCAACGUCCCGGCGCCAAUAGGUGGUCUGAUUCACACCAUAGAAAUGUCCGAACAUCUACGGCUCUCCGAGUCCAGCGCAUCAAAUUGGACCGCCGAGCGGAGCCGAGUGGCCAGAGAGGAGACUGAAAUGUGCUGAUAUAACGGAUGGUGCCUGAGACGCGAUGUCGAUAGGCGGGUUUGCCUUAAGUAAGCCGCAUCCGUUACGGGGCCCGGCGAUCGCAUUCGUAUCGAUAAAGAACACGAACACGACUUCGAGAACUUCAAUCUCCAUCCUUGCGGCAUUCUUCUGCGGCGAAUAUCCACAAAUCCAAAUCCUGCUCUCUUUCUCCGUCGCUUCGGAUUGGGCAGGCAAAUCAGAGGCCAUUUCGCUGUCGACAAUGAGGGCAGCUUCGGUUUUAUCCUGCCAAUACUCCGUACUAUCAACUUGCCAUUCCCACUCACACUGGCGCUCUGACCGCUACUACAGUGUCGUAUAUCACAGCCUAACUGAUACAGUCAGUAUUAACGGCCUUUUGUUAGGCCCCUCUCGGUUGUCAACAUAUAUUACCUUAUUCCUUCGUCGAGUAAUAGCAAUCAAUCUGAGCACGCAUUACUGUUUCUCAACUCGGCUGGACAACCUGAUCUCCAUCGAGUCUCCUCGUCUCAAGGCGUUCAAACACUCUUCACCUGGCCACAAGCACCACCUCUAUCACGCUGUCGCUAUACCUGUAGUAGGUAUCUGUCUUUGUCUAGAUCGGGUGAAUACUGUAGUAAGCAGGUAGGGUUGCAGAAUCGCACGGCGCAAACGCCAUGACACCCGGACCCCU
This is a messenger RNA of Trichoderma harzianum CBS 226.95, 1035 nucleotides long. RefSeq lists its product as hypothetical. The transcript is spliced from 2 exons. Bases 391 to 990 code for a protein of 199 amino acids. The record is from RefSeq and is a predicted model, not a curated record. NCBI's taxonomy places the organism in Eukaryota, Fungi, Ascomycota, Sordariomycetes, Hypocreales, Hypocreaceae.